GCAUUUAAAGCAGUCUCAACCAACUCCAUCGCUACUUGUUCAGCCGUUCAAGCAAGAAAACACUCCCAAAUCUUCAUCCCAUUUCCAUUUCUUCUCCUUCUUCUUCUCUAGCAAUGAAGGACGAUGCCGUUUUCCGCUCAUCAAUGAUUUCUUUGGCCGCAAUUAUAGUGUUGAUGGGACUCUAUACACAAUCUUUACAGAAAAUGGUGGCGACUUACUUUUUUGGAAUGUUUGUGGUAUGUGGUGUGCUUUUGCCUGAUUGGGAGUUCUUCAAUCGGAGUGUUUCUCAGUGGUGCACCCCUGUAACUAUUCCUGAUAUGGGUUCUCAAGCUACUGAUCAGAAACCGAGUUUUCCAACAAGGUUUAAGAUCUACCCUGUUAGAUUGGUUGUCUACACCUUAGUUUAUGGUUUUGCUUUCUACAAGUGGUGGAAGUUCAUAUCAAAUUAGAGCGCCUAGCUUCAUCCCUGCUAAGUCAAUGAUCGAGAAUUUUACAUUACCAUUUCAAGAACUGCUUAUUUGCGUAUUAAGUUGGAAUCGACGUGGAAACUUGAAAAUUUUAGCGGUCAGUAAAGCAGACUACAAUAAUUAGAUCUAAUUGAAGAUAGUAAGGACAUGAAGAACUCAGCUUUGUGCAUUUAGUUUCGAUGGGGUAAAUCAAGUGAAUAAUGUACUUAUUUUCUGACCACGAUCUACUUUUGUGUAAGAAACUUAAGAAUUGGUCUUACACACGUUGCAUUCUUACCAGUUUACCACUUCAUCUGGUAUGAAUGGGAAGCAAUUAAAUAUACUAUAAUCUGCAUCAGGUAUAAAUUUUGGUGGCUAGACUGCGAUGACUCAAUGUUGACAUGUUCGACCAGUUGAACCAGACAAUGUUAGAGAGUAAAAUCGAGAACCAUAGCCGUAGACAGUACGGAAAGGGAAAAUUUGAUGAUCAAUCAUAUUCUUCAUUUUCAUAAUGUGGAAAAAGCAAUUUUUCCACUAGCGUAGAUAGAAGGAUUAAACAAACUAUCUUGUAGUAAGUUGUAGAAUCUACUUAUUAUUGCUAUAAAUUUUUUGUAAACUUCUUAUCACAGCGAAUUAUUGUAGUAGCAGAAGAGCAUGUAGUUUCAUAUUGAAACGAACUUCUAUAAACUUUGUGCAUUCUUAUG
This is a messenger RNA of Olea europaea var. sylvestris, 1150 nucleotides long. RefSeq names its product signal peptidase complex-like protein DTM1. NCBI's taxonomy places the organism in Eukaryota, Viridiplantae, Streptophyta, Magnoliopsida, Lamiales, Oleaceae. Gene Ontology annotation, cellular component: endoplasmic reticulum membrane; signal peptidase complex. The record is from RefSeq and is a predicted model, not a curated record. The coding region runs from base 114 to 449 and encodes 111 amino acids. Gene Ontology annotation, biological process: anther wall tapetum development. The transcript has 2 exons.